AUGGCAUCCUCUCCCAAAGCCAACCCCCCAGAAGAAGACCCCGGCCUAUCUACACCAACCAAACGCAUUCGCUCUGCGAACAACACACCACGUCGAACGCUCGCUGGCAAUGCUACAACAACACCCACCCCAAAAGCCUCCGCGCAAAACAAAACUCGCGCGCCUACCUCUGCACCUGCGCGCGCCCGAGCAGGCAUCAAGAAAGCCGAACCUACACUCCUUGGCGAUUUCCUGCUCGGCAGACCAAGUCCCUCGCGCAAGAGGAGACAGAGCCUCGAUGCCGUCAAGGCGGAGAUGCGCGUCGAGAAUAUGGAUACUGUGCAAGCCCCUGGGGGAGUCAAGGACCGAGUUAAGCAAUGGCAGAAAGCGAACGCUGCUGAAAUAGUCAUUGACCCGCUCGCUGCAGCCUCGUCGGAAGCUGGUAAUAAUGAUGUCUGGGAGAACGACGAUGGGAGUGAUGAGGAGGAGAGGGUGCGCCUUCAGUUGCGUGAGAGGAAGAGAUCUACGGGGAGGAGGAGGAGUAAGGAAGGACCAGAGGGGGGAGUGAAGAAGGUUAGUGUUGCGGCGCCGAAGAAGAGGGUUAUUAGCGAUUCGCAUUGGAUGAAAGAGAAGAGAAGAUCGCCGCCUGGCAAAGGCGCUCCUAUACCGAAGAACUUUUUGCAAGCUACAGCGGUGAAUCCACCGUUAAGUACCAAGAUUCAGGAUUGGGUCAAGAGGACCGAGAGCGAUGAGCCCGAGCCCGAGAAGCCGAGAGACAAGCCUAGGAGUCGAAGGGUCUCGAGGCAAGAUGUUUCGGAUGAUGGUGGAAGGCUGAAGCCUUCUAGAACUGCAACUCCUGAUGGUGGCGUUCACGCGCGACAUUCUCCGGCAAAUUCAUUCGAUGAUGGGAUCAGAGUGAGACCAUUAAAGCACGAUGAUCAAAGUUUGGCGCCUUCCAGUGGUGAUGGUAAUGACGAUGGAAUUCGAAUACGCCCAUCAAAACGUCGGCCCAAGGAUGCAGAUCCUUCGAGAGAUAGUCCUCAAGAUGAUGGAAUUCGAAUUACUCCUUCGAAAAGCACUAGAGACGACGGGCGAAGAGAAAAGUCAAAAUCCUCCGAGAGAAUUUAUCUAGAUGAUGGAAUCCGAAUAAAGCCAUCUAGAGAAAAUUCCGUUGACGAUAGCAUCAGGAUAAAGCCUAUACGACGGUCUGGCAAGAAUGCCCCUCCAGAUGACGAAUCUAGUGACAUCCAGACUCCGACCAGGAAGAAGAGCCAAAAAAAUCUCAGGGUACCCUCAGAGUCAAAAGGGAGGCGUGUACCAAGCUCUCGCGCUACCAGCGACCAUGGUGAAGACGACAGGUCCUCAUGGGUGACCCCAAGUCCAGCCGAGAAUUCUAAAAGACGACAACGAAAAUCAUCUCGGACCCCCCCUGAGUCCUUGGAUGAAGUUCCCUUUGGUGAUUCUGCCUUUAGCGUUCUCGAACUCCCACUGGGUGCUGAAGCUGGGACUAUGAAGCGCCCUCCUCCGAAACGAACUUCCAGUUUUGCUGUACCAAAAGCCCUGAAGAAAGUGUUUAAUGAAGGCAUGAAUAUUGCUCGUGAUACUGUAGAGCCGCCUAGAGGUGGAACGAAUCAGCCACCCAGUAUUGAGUCCUGGCUCAAGGGCACCCAAGAUCCAUUUGUCGACCGUUCAGGGGAAACAAAACUAGAUAUACCUGCACCUUCCCCGACUCGGAACCCAAGUUUCAAAGAAGAUGAUCAGUCCGAAAAAGAUCUCACAGCUCAGCGUGAUGCCGAACGAAGCGAGAGUAAACGAAAACGUCGAGUUCGUAGUGUUCCAGAGCGAGAAGAAACAAUCCUCGAAGAGGAAAAACCUCCCCUCGAGAACCGCAAAACCCGCGACAAUCUUCCGAGUAUGGAGAACUCGCCGCCAAUAUCUCCUAUUGGUUUGAAGAGAACUCCGGCGACUCGAAAUGUGACUUCACCUAAAACUGGGAGAAAAAUACCCUUUAUCGAGGCUUUCAGAGGCGAAUCAUCAACACGCCCAAAAAGUGUGUCCAAUCCGUUUGUUGAUAUAAUUGGCCUCCGUGAGAGAGAUAUAAAUUCUGCUACUUCAAGUCCACCAGACUUCAAAUCAAAUCGAGAACCUAGUCUCGUGUCUGAGGACACUCCUCGAAAAAGUAGCCCACGGCAUGAGCAACCGCCUUUGGAGGAGACAAAGCGAGAAAAGCCAUUACCACAGAUUAGUAGAAGGACCCCGCCAAACUUUGGGGGGCACAGGCUGUCAACCAUUGCAUCUGUAGAGACAUUCAGCACAUCUUCAUCGGCGACAGGGACUGGUUCAGAGCUCUCCCAGACUACGGUUACGCAGGCGACCGUUCUCACGGCUCCCACAUCGUCAAGCCUGUCACGCAACAGCCACAAGAGCAAAAGUUCAGGACUAAAGAGAAGACUUACGAAACAUUCGGAUUUAGUUUCUGUGUUGUCACUACCCGAUGUUGUUGGGCCCGAGAGCACAACAAGUAUCAAAUCUGCUCGCAGCAUCAGGACAACAAGGACGAAGAUUGAGACAGCCACUGUUUAUGAUUUGAUGCGAGAGUUGGCGGAAGAUGAGGCCAAGUACAUAAGAGAGUUGAAUACGCUGGUCGAUGGGGUUAUCCCCGUUCUACUCACUUGUGUCCUGUCGAAGUCCGACUCCGCCAUUGCUUCAGGACUUUUUGAUCCGCAUAGCGAUGGGUCAACGACAGAUCCAUCUUUCACGAAACCUAUUAUCGACAUGGGAGUUGCUCUCGAAAAGCUAAAGAAGCUUCACAAACGCACUCCACUUGUUGACCCAGUCGCUUUCCUUAACUGGGCCCUCUCAGCGCACCAGACUUACUCGGAAUAUCUUGGAGCUUGGAGGGCUGGCUUCAACGAUGUUGUUGUCAACCUUGCACCGGCUUCCCCGUCUCAAUCUGGUGAUGAACAAACAGAUAUGGAGGCUCUACCACGUGAUAAGAACGGAGAUGUCUUGGGUGCAAAUGGACAGCGUGCGGAUGUGUCUUACUUUCUUAAAAGACCCUUGGUGAGAGUCAAGUACUUGGAGAAGGUUAUCAAGGGUCUCGAUGCAUUGACGCCGACUGAGAAGAGUCAAAAUGCCAAGGAGAGAUUCCAUGAUCUCCUGCAAGCCUCUCGGCGUCGACACAAGGAAGAAAAUGCUCGGCUCGAGGACAAUCGGGCUAAUAACACAGAUACGACGAAAGCUCGGGAUCUGAAAACAUUGGCUUUGGCUGAAAAGACAACUAUAGAUCGCACCCGCCAAGUUCAAGCUCGUGAUUUGUUUCUCCUUGAUCUUCCUCACACCAGCGGUAACCGGAUUACCAGUCAUGUCGAGGUGUUCUUUCGCGACAAAUCUGGCGGUGAUUCAGGUGAUGUUUUGGUCUGCGAAACUCACAAUUCGAAGCCUUUUCUCUUAUUUCCUCCUAUUACCAAAGAAAAUAUAUCGGCAAGAAGCGGUGACAAACCCGGCCAAUUGGUGGUCUUGAUAAGAGGACAAGGCAAGGAUGAAUGGAGUGAAGUAUUGACUCUUGACGCCGAAGAGCCGGAAGCCGCGCCGGAGUGGAUCGAAAUGUUGGGUACAGAGCCAGUACCUCCAAUAAUGAGAAGUGAUGCUGAAAUCACUGAUCACGUCACCUCGGUCGUCUCUCUUGUGCCUAGCAAGGGUGGAUUCCUUAUGUCUGGAGCUUUGGAUACGGACAAUCUUCAAAUCCCAAUUGGAGAAAAGGUGCGACGAGAUGCCGAAGAGAGUGUCACACCCAGGGAAGGUCGUCGUCGGGUGUCUAGGAGAACGCCGCCAGUUGACGUUCCCGAACCUAUUGUCGAGGAAUCAAUUGUUGACGAAAAAUUAAAGGAUCUCAAUGAUGCUAUGAGCAAAGCUGGGUCUUUGGGAACUCCAAAGCGAGCCAGAGCAGCCAGAUAUCAUGGCAAACCAAGUAGCCCUCGCCCAACAACGCCUCAAAGGCCAAGCACACCUGAUUCCCAAACGACUCCAACGCCAUCCGAUCCCCAAAGACCUACCAGCAGUUCAGGUGCCACAUUUAAUUUGCCCUAUAUCCCAAAGAGACGAAGUUCCAGCACUCCGACCACACCCGAGGGGCCAAGUACGCCAUUGAAGGAAUCUACGAGCCCAGAGCUAGAUUCUGUGAAGCAGAGAAGUCAAUCGGCUUUAUCAACUCGUGAUGAUGGCGCUCCCCCUCCUCCUGCUCAUAAGCGGCCUCUAAGUCCAAGCACCCUCAAGAAUGUUCCUAUCCUAGAUGCCCCUACUCCAAAGUCAUUGAACCGACGAUCUUCGUCGCCACUAAAGCAUGAAUAUCAACCUUCUGUUGAAUCCGGAGCGUCCGACUCCGACUCCUCAUCCGUGGAGUCAGAUAGCGACAGCGAUUCGUAUGUGUCUUCUGAAGAUGACGAGCUUGAAAUACAAGAUGUUCCUACUACUACUCCCAUAUAUCCCCAGCGGUUGUCGCCUAAAGGCUCAAUCUACAGUCUCCAAAAUAGCACUAUUGCUCCUUCGCAAUCUGCUUCACAGGCCCCUUACCAAGGCCCCAUUAUUACAUCUUCCGCCGAUGAUGUAGAGAAGUUCACUGUUGUCGGUUGCUCCUACUGGAACGAUAAAGGUUCUUGGGUUGACUUGUACGCGGAACCUUGCUCCCUGCAUAUUGGGCCAGGAUGGCUCAAGGCUUUUGAAUUAGCUACCACCGAAUCAUCCUCGAAAUCAGAAAAACCUCUGAUCGUGCAAGUUCUAACGCCCAUUGUUACUCUAACUGGCCACACGCUUGACAUUCAAGUUCGCUCACCGUUGACAGCCGAUUCCAAGCUGCAUUGCAAGAGCGCACACAUCAGAUAUCGAAUGCUCACCCCCACAGAUACCAGUCGCAUCUAUACUGCGCUCAAGGAAUCGAGGAUGAAUAAUAUGUUUUACAAUGCCAUGCAAGAAGAGCGACGAGUCAGUGGUUUCGGUUCAAACGCCUACGAAGCAGCAAUAAAAGGAAAGGGACGCAACUUCCUUGGACUCCGUAGAAAACAAAGCUACCGUGCUACAGCGCGAGCCCCCUCCGAGAUGGCAUCCGAGAGCGCCCGAUCCUCAGCAUCUGCCAUGUCAGCUCUACGAAAUCGUCUAAGCGGCAGCUCCAUCUUCAACAUCAAGAAGUCCUCUGUAGACAUCACCGGCAGUGGCAGUGGUAGUCGCAGCGGCGAGAACUCGGGCUCAGCAUCCACAUACUCGUCCGCAUCUGGCGUGACGCCUCCCCGCACGCCAACCUCAUUCUUCUCGUCGAGCAACCAGGCAAACAUCGACCUCGGCAGCGAAGAUAUAAAGAUCCGUCUGUACGAGCGCGUACGCCACGACUGGGACGACAAGAAAUACGCCUACCUAACCGUCACACCGCCCGAAGGCCGGCGCCAACACUCGACGCUCCACAACGGUCUGGAAAAACGCAUCCUCGUUACGCUGCGUCCACAUGCCCACAAAGACGGGCCGGGAAAGGCUAUCAUCGACGAGGUGCUGGGAUCGAGAUGCUUCCAGCAGAUGGGUAUCAAGGGCGUCAUGUGUACCAUCUGGCAGGAUAUCAGGGGCCCGAAUGGCGAGCUGGGCAUGAUUGGUGCGACGGGGGGUGUGAGUGGCAGGACGCAGAAAUGGCUGUUUCAGGCCAAGAUGGGGGCGCAUGCUAGUCAGAUCUUGGGGCUUGUGCAGAGUGGUGGGGGAUGA
Molecule: messenger RNA, 5721 nt
Organism: Lachnellula hyalina
Lineage: Eukaryota; Fungi; Ascomycota; Leotiomycetes; Helotiales; Lachnaceae
Exons: 2
Coding region: 1-5721 (1906 amino acids)
Source: RefSeq, a predicted model, not a curated record